Molecule: messenger RNA, 543 nt
Organism: Octopus bimaculoides (California two-spot octopus)
Lineage: Eukaryota; Metazoa; Mollusca; Cephalopoda; Octopoda; Octopodidae
Product: SUMO-conjugating enzyme UBC9-B
Source: RefSeq, a predicted model, not a curated record
CAAAUCUCGCACACGUGAUUGCAACUUAAACAGCGGUGUAACGCCAUUAUAUCAAUCUUCAGUCCUCCCGCUCCUUAACUUGCUAGGAGUUUACCAUUAUUAUUAUUAAUACAUAUUAAGACUUUUAACCUUUCGCUCCAUUUUGAUAAAAAUACAGUUGAGAUUAUGUCUGGAAUUGCUGUGGGCCGUUUAGCUGAAGAAAGAAAAGCUUGGAGAAAAGAUCAUCCUUUUGGUUUUGUUGCCAGACCUAUUAAGAAUCCAGAUGGCUCUCUCAAUCUUAUGAAUUGGGAAUGUGCAAUUCCUGGGAAAAAAUCGACUCCAUGGGAAGCUGGUGUCUACAAAUUAAGAAUGCUUUUUAAAGAUGACUAUCCAAGUUCUCCUCCAAAGUGCAAAUUUGAACCACCAAUCUUUCAUCCAAAUGUUUACCCCUCUGGAACUGUAUGCCUGUCACUGCUGGAUGAAGACAAAGAUUGGAGACCUGCUGUUACCAUUAAACAAGUAAUUAUUUUAUUGUUAAUACAUCUUUGACCUUUUCAAGUCUGC